This is a messenger RNA of Purpureocillium lilacinum, 900 nucleotides long. RefSeq lists its product as uncharacterized. The record is from RefSeq and is a predicted model, not a curated record. Gene Ontology annotation, biological process: regulation of signal transduction. Gene Ontology annotation, molecular function: protein phosphatase inhibitor activity. Lineage: Eukaryota; Fungi; Ascomycota; Sordariomycetes; Hypocreales; Ophiocordycipitaceae.
AUGGCGUCUGCAGUCGACGGAUCGCCGAUGCACUCGCCUCCCCAAGGCCACGAUGCGAAACGCCCCAAAGGCAUCCUCAAGAACCCCUCGCAUAGCCACACCUCUCCUCCCCCCGCCGCGGCCCCGCCCCAGACGCGGGAGCGGUCCAUGUCCGGCCGGGAAAUCACCCUCGCCAACACGCAAAUCAACGCGGGCCGCCGCUCCUCCUCGUCCGCCGGCCGGCCGCCCGGCUCGCGCCGCCAGUCCGCCGCGAGCAACAGCGCCGACGGGCUGGCCGAGUCGUCUCAGCGCCUCAAGUGGGACGAGGCGAACCUCUACCUGACGGAGCAGGAGCGCACCUCGACCAUGAAGAUUACCGAGCCCAAGACGCCCUAUGCGAAACAUUACGAUCCUGCAGAGGACCCGUCCGACGACGACGAGGAAGGAGCGGCGGCGGCUGCCGCGGGGUCGGCGGGGCCUAGCGAUCUUAACCUGGCGGCUGGUGGUGCUGGCCGCAAAGCUCCACGUGCGCGUGCUGAGGACGACAUUCCGGGCCUUUCUCUGGGCGAACCGGAAGAGGAGAUCCCAGAAAGCCGAGCUCCGGCGGCGGCGGCGCUCGGCGAGGAGGGUAGCCAAGGCGGAGAAGGCUCGGGCGCGCACCACCCGCACCGGCGCAACUCGAGCGAGAAGAGCGUGCAUGUUGAGCCGCGAAGCGUCGCCCCCAGCGCCGAAGAAGAGGUGGUGGGCCUUUCGCCCGAGGAGCGCGAGAAGCACCGGCGCUUCGAGGCCGCCCGCAAGAAGCACUACGAGAUGAAGAACGUGGCGGAACUGCUGGCGCACCCGGAGGCCAUGGACGAGGACGGGGACGACGACGACGAGGGCGCCCCCCCGGUGCCGCCCCUGCCCAACGGGUCUGCGUAG